UUUCUGCUCUUCAAGUUCCAAGCCAGUUAUUGUCUUUCCAGUUUCUACACUGCAGGGGAUCCCCCCCACCUCUCUUUCUCUGCUUGAAUGGCAUUGUCUUCACAUAUCCAGAACUUGUCUGUUCUCUCAGUAAGCAAAACUAUAGAGAAUGGCAAUGGAAGAAGCAGAGCAAGAAUGGUUGUUAAGAUGGCAGCAUCAACAUCAGAUAUGGCAGCCGCUUUUGAAGAGGGAAAGCUAGAAAGGCCUAAGUGGUCAGGACAGACGCCUCUCUCUCGUCUUGUUGGAGCUCUUAUUGCUUUUAAGCCUCUCUCCUCUGUUCUCAAACUUGGUGCCAGACAAGUCCUUAUAAGAACAGCAGAGAAAGGGAACAUUCCAUGGAGAGAAAUGACAAAGGAGAUUUUGGAAUCAGAUGUGUAUAAGGAGCUGGAGAGCAUUCAAAAUCCCUCACUUGUUUAUCCAGAUUAUUACCUAAAUCCUUUCCAUGCUUACGACGAGGGAAAUCUUUCAUGGCUGGCUGCAGCUGAAGCUGAAGCUGCAACCAUGUCAAUGGUGAGGCGAGCAAUACCUAAUGCUUCUACAGUAGAUGAAGCAAAUCAAGUAGUGCGUGGAAAUUGGCUUCAGGCAAUUGAACAGCAUCAUCUACAGUACUCUGGGACUACCAUGAUUAGAGACAUUCUAGAUAUUGGAUGUUCUGUUGGUGUUAGCACAAGAUUUCUGGCUGACAAGUUUCCUUCUGCUAAUGUCACUGGGCUAGAUCUGUCACCUCACUUUCUUUCCGUAGCUCAAUUCAAGGAAAAGAAGGUAGGUUCUAGAAAGAAUCCUAUUAAAUGGAUGCAUGCUAAUGCAGAAGACACAGGCUUUCCACCCCAAUCAUUCGAUCUUGUUUCAGUUUCAUAUGUGUUUCAUGAAUGUCCUGAAAGAGCAAUAGUUAACAUACUGAAGGAAGCAUUCAGGCUACUUCGUCCUGGAGGCACAAUUGUUGUGUCGGAUCAAUCACCAAAGUCAAAGAUCCUACAGGAAAUGUCUCCAGUUCUGUUUACAUUAUUGAAGAGCACCGAACCAUUUCUCGACGAAUACCAUCUGACUGACCUAGAAGGAAGAAUGGAGGAAGCUGGCUUCAUAGAAGUACAAACAGGUCUCACAGAUCCAAGACACAGGACCUUGACAGCAACCGUGCCUUGUUAACAUGUAUCCUCACUAAACUGAUCACUGCAUUAGCUCCAAGCACUUCUCUGAAUGGAUAGAUGAGUAGAAAGUCGGUCAUCUUGUUGCUCUAUAUGCUUCUAACCAGCCAGCUCAUCGGAGACAUGAAAUAUAUUUGUUUCUUUGAUGCCAAUUGUCAAUAAACUUUACAGAAAUUUUGCGACUGCUUGUUCUGAUUGGAAUGUAUAAAACUUCGCUAGUGCUGUUAUGAUGCGAUCAAGCAACUUCAUAGUAUUAAAUUCAUGAUGGUAUAUGGGGGUGAGAAUUUAAUC
Molecule: messenger RNA, 1475 nt
Organism: Populus euphratica (Euphrates poplar)
Lineage: Eukaryota; Viridiplantae; Streptophyta; Magnoliopsida; Malpighiales; Salicaceae
Exons: 8
Coding region: 88-1185 (365 amino acids)
Molecular function (GO): methyltransferase activity
Source: RefSeq, a predicted model, not a curated record